Molecule: messenger RNA, 1806 nt
Organism: Xyrauchen texanus (razorback sucker)
Lineage: Eukaryota; Metazoa; Chordata; Actinopteri; Cypriniformes; Catostomidae
Product: RNA-binding protein 42-like
Exons: 11
Coding region: 162-1403 (413 amino acids)
Molecular function (GO): mRNA binding
Source: RefSeq, a predicted model, not a curated record
GCGCCAAGGAAGGACCGAAGGGAUUGUCUGACUUCAUUCCUCUGCGCCCUGAUGCAUCGUAUCGUUGACGAAAACAAAUUAUCCAGAUCCUUUUUGUUCUUUUAUUUCCGAAUAUUUGACUGAACUACUUUAUAAGGACAGAUUUCACGCAGACACUCAGUAUGGCGUUAAAAUCUGGAGAAGAGCGUCUGAAGGAGAUGGAAGCCGAGAUGGCAUUGUUUGAGCAGGAGGUGUUGGGAGGACCUGUGGCCAUCUCUGCUGGUGGCUCUGCAAUGGUUGAAGGUGUGCCAGUCGCUCUGGCAAUGCCAGGUUUACCCAUUGUCAGGUCAAUCAUUGGCACAAACACCUACCGGGAGGUACAACAGAGUUUGGAUGCAAGGGCUGCUACAAUAGUUGGUCCUCCCCCUACAUUUGUUGGCCCUGCCAUUCCGGCAGUGCCACCUCCUCCAAUGAUGCGUCCCGCAUUUGUUCCGCACGUCCUACAGAGACCAGUUGGUCAGAGAAUGCCAUUGAUGCGUGGUCCUCCUCAUCAGGGCAUGAUGGCACCUCCUCUUCCCAGACCUCCACCUCCUCCACCCAUGAUGAUGGCUCCACCUAUGUCAAGACCUCCUCAGCCCCUCAUGGCUCCAGUUGGACCACCCAUGGGGCCCAUGCCACCAGUUGGGAGCAUGAAGCAGCACCACCACGACCAAUGUCUCAUGACAGCAGCACCACCACGACCCAUGUCUCAUGCCCCUACAAAAAUCACUCCUAGUGUUAUACAGGCAGCCCCCACUGUGUACACGGCCCCCCCGGCCCCUAAGAGAGUCGACCUCAAGAGCCAAAAACAAGCACGCAUGGAGGAGUUGUCUGCAUUGGUGGCAGAGCAGCAGGCCGCAGUGAUUGCAGCUGGGCUGCUGGAGUCAAAGAAAGAGCCGGUCAUAGAUGACAGCGUGAUCGGGCCAAACAUGCCGGAGCCUGAGCCUUCACACGCAGAGCCUAUGGAUAACAGCACAGAGGAUAAGAAGAAAGGGAAGCAAGAAAAAGUGAGGAAAUGCAUCCGGGUUGCUGCUGGCGUCACAUGGGAAGACACAAGCCUAUCAGAGUGGGAUACAGAUGAUUUCCGGAUAUUUUGUGGAGAUCUGGGGAAUGAGGUGAAUGAUGACAUCCUUGCGAGAGCGUUUAGCCGUUAUCCAUCCUUCCUGAAGGCAAAGGUUGUUCGAGACAAACGCACUGGGAAAACAAAGGGUUACGGCUUUGUGAGUUUUAAAGAUCCCAAUGAUUAUGUGCGUGCUAUGAGAGAGAUGAACGGGAGGUAUGUGGGCAGCAGACCCAUCAAACUACGUAAGAGCUCGUGGAAGGAUCGCAAUCUGGAGGUUGUACGUAAGAAGCAGAAGGAGAAAAAGAAGCUGGGACUGAGAUAAUCCAUCCAUACUGAAACUAUGGACUUGAUUUGUGUGCGUGUGUCAGAGUCACCAACCCAGGAGAAAUAUAAUGGAGGAGGAUUGAAGGAGGAUUAAAGUGGCAUCAUUGCAAAUAAACAAGCGUCAACUUUCCGCAUGGCCCAAAAUAUGAAUUUAUUUCCAGGUGUAUUAUUACGGAUUGCAUGCUGUAAAAUCAUGCAGAUCCUUUCUCUUCUCCAAAAUGCUCUUAAGAAAUAUUUUCAGAUAUAUGAAUUGUGGGAACUAAACCUUUCAAAUGCAGCUACCCUUAAAGUUCAGGAAGUCCAUUACAUUUGUUGCCAUUUUAAAGUCAAUGUUUUAAGUAAUGGGUGUAAAAAUCUUUUCAAUAAACUGAGGAGGUUCUUUAGUUUAAAAUCAAACAUGU